This is a messenger RNA of Penicillium coprophilum, 885 nucleotides long. Its product is annotated as SGNH/GDSL hydrolase family protein. Gene Ontology annotation, molecular function: hydrolase activity, acting on ester bonds. The coding region runs from base 1 to 885 and encodes 294 amino acids. The transcript has 5 exons. The record is from RefSeq and is a predicted model, not a curated record. Lineage: Eukaryota; Fungi; Ascomycota; Eurotiomycetes; Eurotiales; Aspergillaceae.
AUGAAGUAUAUCAUUAGUAUGAUCGCCGGUGCUGGGCUGGCUACUGCUGCUCCCUUGCAAGCUCGCGCUACCAAUACCUUUUUCUUUACAUUUGGUGAUUCCUACUCUAUGACCAGUUUCGAUGUCAGUGGCACGCAGCCAACUCCUGGUAACCCGAUGGGGAACCCAACUCUGGGCACCGGAACAACCGGUGGCGGCAUCAACUGGGUUGGAGACCUGACGACUGUGAACAAUGCUUCACUGGUCCUCAGCUAUAACUUCGCUGUUGGAGGAGCGUCCCUGGACAAUUCCCUUGUUAAAACCAACACCGCGGAAGAUAUGGUAACGCAAGUCGCCAGCUUCGAGACAGCAUACAGUAAGAAGCCUGCUACUGCACCAUGGACCUCAGACAAUGCAGUGUUUGGGUUCUGGAUUGGGAUUAAUGACAUUGGUUGGGCUGCCUCAAGCAAUGAUGCCAGCGUUCUGGUCCCAAAGAUCAUGGCCCAGUAUAAAACUCAAGCUGAAAAGAUCUACGCAAAUGGUGGACGGAAGUUCAUCUUCCUUAAUAUUCCACCUGUGAGUCGGUCUCCCCAGAUCGCCAAUCAAGGGACAGCCGUUGCAACCAACCACGCUAAGUGGCUCGCGGCUUACAAUGCUGCUCUCAAAACAAUGGUCAAUGAAUUCAUUGCAGACAACAGUGGCACCAAAACGGUUCUCUACGAUACAUUCGCCUUCAUGGACAAAGUCCUCGACGCUCCUGCAACAUAUGGAUUCACCGAUGCUACUUGUGUCAAUGAUGACGGUACUUCAUGUGUCUGGUGGAAUUCCUACCACCCAGGUCAUGCUUACCACAAGCUGCAGGCAGCUGAUAUGAAAGAGCACAUGCACUCUCUCGGUGCUUGGUAG